GAGCACUUAAGUGAAGUCAGAGCAGGAGAGAGACAGGAGGAUGAUGAUGUUCCGCAAAACUUUUCACAACCACAUCACUGUCACCGUCAUCAUCAUCAUCAGCUGCUGCGCUGUGGUCACGAGCUUUUUCCUGAAAAGACAUGACAGCACCUCGGAUUUGUAACGCCUUGUCACUGAACACUACUACUCUACCGAAAUGACCAGACGUGUGUCCUGCUCACGGGGAAGUUUCGUUUUGAGGAGCGGAUUUUAAACUCCAAAAGGUACAGAGAUCUGAUCAGGGCACCUUGUUCGGGCUGGGAUGAGAUGCUAUGAGAGGUUUCUCAUUGUCACAGUUCUGCUGUUUGGAGGCUUCCUCCUAAUGUUCACCUCCAGGCAGUCCACAGCAGACGAUAACACAUUCAACCAUCUACACAAGGUUUACUGGAGGCUGUUAAAAGCUGAGCAGCGUGGAGAGGAGUUAUCAUACAAAUUGUUGCAAAUGUUGGAGAAACUAAAGAGCGUAAACAACACCAGAGCGAAUCUGACGGUCUCCAACUCCACAAGGAUCUCCUUAGGUCACUCCUUGAGUAACUCCUCGGCUAGACAGUUUUUGUCUCCUCGACCCUACGCUCUCCUGUUCCUGCCUCACCUCAAAGAGAACCAAGAUAGCCUGCAGCCAAGAGUUUACCUGGGACAGGGGCGUAGCGGAGUGUCCCUAGUUUUAGGGAUCCCUACAGUGCGCAGACAGAAACAGAGUUAUCUUGUGAAUACGGUGAGCUCUCUCCUUUUCGACCUCACACCCGAGCAGAAGACGGACAUCAUCGUCGUCGUCUUCGUAGCAGAGACAGACAGUGCCUUUGUGAAGAGUGUGGCAAACAGCAUCCAAGAGAAUUUUCCAGAUGACGUAAAAUCCGGACUGAUCGAAGUGAUCGCACCUUCUCCGUUCUACUAUCCAAAUCUGUCUAACUUGAAGGAAACGUUUGGUGACUCCAAAGAAAGAGUGAAGUGGAGGACUAAACAAAACCUGGACUACAGUUACCUCAUGUUGUACGCUCAAGACAAGGGUACAUACUACGUUCAGCUGGAGGAUGACAUUGUGGCCAAGUCAGGAUACACCGAGUCUAUAAAGUAUCAUAUCAAUAAUGUAAACAGUGACCAGUGGCUUUUCCUGGAGUUCUCACAACUGGGCUUCAUAGGGAAGCUUUUCCGAGCUUCGGACCUGCCUGGUAUUGUGGAGUUCUUUCUGAUGUUUCACAAGGAUAAACCCAUCGACUGGCUGCUGGAUCACAUCCUCUGGGUGAAAAUGUGCAACCCGGAGAAGGACAGUAAACACUGCAAUAAUGAGAAGGCAAAGCUGAAGCGUACUUUCAAGCCGUCCCUGUUUCAGCAUGUGGGUGUGCACUCAUCCCUGCCAGGCAAAAUACAGAAUCUGAAAGAUAAAGACUUUGGGAAGCAAGUGCUCUAUAAAGCCCAUCGGAACCCUCCUGCCGAGCUGAGCAGCAGUCUGAAGCACUAUCAGAGUCAUUCUCUGGACAGAGCUUAUCAAGGUGUUGACUUCCUAUGGGCUUUCACACCCAGCAAAGGAGAUUACAUCCUCAUCAAGUUCAACUCACGGCAAACUGUUAAAAGGUAUCGCUUCAGAAGUGGAAAUAUUGAAGCAAAUGGAGAUAAGUUUUACGACACCAGCGUGCAGGUGCUGCCUAGUGAUGUCUCUGUAAGGGUGCGUGCAGAACAAGGACUGCUCUCAUGUUGCAAACCUUCGUCUGACGGCUUCGUUAUACUAGGCUCUUUUGUAAACGGAAUAGCAGAGGGAGCAAUCGACGGAGCGCUGGGUGACUUAGACGCCAUGCGUCUCAUUGUUAACAGUACCUCAGAAUCCUGGGCAGUCCUGAGUGAAAUCUUUAUUCAAGUUUAAUAAACUCAGAAGUGAAGGAAAAGCAGAGAUCGCUGCAACUCGUCUAUUUUUCUCUGAGCAACAGCGCCCCUGGUGGUCAAAACACGAAUUGAGGAAGACAUGAAGAAACGUCACUUUUCUGAUGUUUGGAUCGUUGCUGUGUGCUUUGUGAUACAGCUAACCCAACAGAGCAACAUCAGAGAGGAAAACUCACUCCAUUUAUGUCUAAAUUUCCACUCUUUUGACUCAGAAAAUAAGCAGAAAUUUGCUGUGAUCUGAACACACUUGAAUCUUGUCAUCUGUUUUACACAGUUGUUUGAGUUUUUUGCUCAAACACACCCACGUUUGCACAAGAAGAGGCUAAUAUAUACGCGUACUUUACACUCUUUUAUUCAGAUGUUGCGUAUUGUGGAGAUAUUUUUAUAUCGAUCAGAUAUCGAUCCGAGCCCAAGUCAUUACAUUACAUUACAUUACCAUUCUCACUGAAGCGGAAUACAUCAACCCUUUACAUCAAUCUUGUUCUCUCUCAGUUCUGAUCAUGAAAGCUGUGCAGAAAUGAACGUUUAACCUAUGAGCAAAUCUGUAUCCAUUCCCUUGUUUACAUGUCAUAUGCAUACAGCACACUCCAGUUUAGCCCCAUAACACACAUCUCAUUUCCAUGAACCAUGCCCUAAUGUGUGAAAUUGUCACGACAACGAGAGCCAGUAAGAGGAAACUAUUCCACAGACUUAUCCGAGAUCGCAGGAAACAGAUAAGAGAAGAAGGAAAGAUGUUAAUACAUAUCAGAAAAAUGAAAAUGAGUUUGAGGUACUUUAUAUGAAUUUAGAUUUAUAUAAAUAUAUGAAUAUAUUUUAUUUGAAUUGUAUAUAUAUAUAUAUAUAUAUAUAUAUAUAUAUAUAAGCUGUUGCAAAAAGAGUAGUGUUAUAAAGUUCCCCAACAGCAAUGUGAGAAACUAAUGGAGAGCAUGGAGCCAAAACGCAUGCAAAUCGGGGUUAUUCCACCAAAUACUGAUUUCUUAAUGUUAUUUAGCCAAAGCAUUAACACUAUUUGUUUACACAUUAUUUGCAUUUUGUUUUAUUUGAGUUAUUAAAGCUCUGCAAAUACUGCAGGAUCUUGGGUUAUUUUGAUGCGUUGUCGUUUCCUUUAAAUAUACACUCUAAAUAACAAUAGUUAUAUUUUGAAUUUAGGAAAAAUAUAAUAUAUAAAUAUAUCAGCAGUUCACAAAAAAUGAAACAAAACUGUUCAUCUUUCCAAUACAUGAACCUGGAAGACAAAAAAAAAACAUAAGAAACUGAUUAUUUUGCAGUGGUCUCUUGUUUUUUAUUUUUUUUACCAGAGCUGUAUGUAUGUAUGUAUAUAUAUAUAUAUAUAUACAGAGAACUUUUCAUCCAUCAAUUUUCUGAUGUUUGGAUCGCUCCUGCGUGCUUUGUGUUGUUCUAAGAGUCUUCAAAUGGCACAAAAAAAAAUGCAUAUAUAUUACAGGUUACAGUUUUUUGAGAAUUUUCACCGAUUCAAUUGGUCCAAAGAUGAAGCAUUUGGGAUUCUGAGGAAAAGUAGACACUUAGAGAGUGGAAAUGAAAUAGGUUUCUACUCAAAUGACUAGUUUUAGCUAGUACGCUGAUGUCAGACACUCAAUGCACAGGUUGUCUAGUUAGUUAAGUUAGGCUAACAUUAGCUUAAGGGAAACUGCUAACAGGAAUUAAAGAAGGAAAUUAAUUUCAUAUAACCAAACACUAUAGAGUUAUUUACCACUUUUUAAGGGGUCAUGUCUUUUAUUUUGACUCUACACAUCUCUUCAAUUCACAUUUCAUAUACAUUCAAUAUACAUUUUAAGACAAUUCAACACAAAGACCACAAUAAAUAGGCAAAAUUAGGAAAAACAAAGAAUUAAUACUAUCCCAAAUUCAUACUGAAAUAUAUUCAGAACCCAGGUUACCAGUGUGUGUGUGUGUGUGUGUGUGUGUGUGGAUUUUGUUGUUGUUUAUGGUUCUAAUCAGUCCUGUGUUUUCUCUAUUCAUUUGGGAAUUUGAAUAGGUCAGAUUUAAUUAACGUGUUAUUUAUUAAUAUAUUGACGAGUCAGGAUUCCAUCCUGAAUUAUUAAACACAUCGACAGUUCAUAUAAACAAAACACUGGAAGAAAUGAAACACUGACAAGCAGAAUACCUAUUAGAUUAGUAAUAGAAUUAUUUUUUGGUUGUUUAUAUCGAUGUGAAUUUCUGACUCAAGAAUGAUGAAGAACUAAUGAAAUAUUUCUGUAACACAUUUAACAUUUCUCACUUAUUUUUUAAAUAAAAAAUAUUAGGUUUGAAAUCCAGAAAAA
Molecule: messenger RNA, 4196 nt
Organism: Hemibagrus wyckioides
Lineage: Eukaryota; Metazoa; Chordata; Actinopteri; Siluriformes; Bagridae
Product: Alpha-1,3-mannosyl-glycoprotein 4-beta-N-acetylglucosaminyltransferase B-like
Exons: 15
Coding region: 302-1897 (531 amino acids)
Biological process (GO): protein N-linked glycosylation
Cellular component (GO): endoplasmic reticulum-Golgi intermediate compartment; Golgi stack; endoplasmic reticulum
Molecular function (GO): acetylglucosaminyltransferase activity
Source: RefSeq, a predicted model, not a curated record